AUGGCCACCGUCAUCGAAGAAUCGGCCGUUGCUCUCGAAAUCGUCGUAGGCCCAAACGCCACCGAGCCAGCUGAUGUCAACCCAAAAGCCAAGAAAACCAAAGCUCUCAAACAACCCAAAGCCAAAAAACCAGCUGCUCCCAAAAAACCCAAGUCCUCUCCGUCUCACCCUCCUUUUCUCGAGAUGGUAACAGAAGCGAUUGUGACACUGAAAGAGAAAAAUGGGUCGAGUCAGUAUGCGAUUCAGAAGUUCGUUGAAGAGAAGCACAAGCAAUUGCCACCCACUUUCAGGAAAAUGUUGCUCUAUCACCUGAAGAAGCAUGUUGCUUCGGGAAAUCUCGUGAAGGUUAAGAACUCCUACAAGUUACCAGCUAAGUCGAAGCCUGACUCCAAGCCAGCUCCCUCUGCCCCAGCCAAGAAAAAACCCACACCAAAACCCAAAGCUCCGCCAGCUCCCUCUGCCCCAGCCAAGAAAAAACCCACACCAAAACCCAAGGCUCCGGUGAAGAAAGCUCCAGCCAAGUCUAAAACCAAACCUCCACCUGCUUCCAAUGCUCCGGCGAAGUCAAAGCCGGCGGGAAAUCCUAAGCCGAAGGCAGCUGCGAAGCCAAAGGCAGCGGCGAAGCCGAAAGCGGUGGCUGCGCCCAAGGCUAAGCCGGCUCCGAAAGCUAAGGGUAAGGCGGUGAAGGUGGCGAAGACUGCGACGAGGACGACGCCAAGGAAGAAAGUAGUGGUGGCUCCGGCUAAGAAAGCGGCACCGGCAAAGAGGACUUCGACGAGGAAUGCUAAGAAGUGA
Ilex paraguariensis (yerba mate) is the source of this 795-nucleotide messenger RNA. Lineage: Eukaryota; Viridiplantae; Streptophyta; Magnoliopsida; Aquifoliales; Aquifoliaceae. The record is from the annotation of a GenBank genome assembly.